CUUCUAAAGCUUUCCAAAAGAUCUAUGAAUUCGUGAUAGCUUCAAAUUUCGACCCUCAAGUUCCAAUUCCUCUUUCCUUGACCUAAAAUCCUACUCUUCAAGGACUCUCAGGUAUUACUUGGAUAAACUUCAAAAUGUUACAAGCCACUGCUAUCCGAAGCGUCAAGUCCCUUCUCCCUCUCCUGGAUCGUGUCCUGAUCCAGCGAGCCAAGGCCGAGACCAAGACUGCCAGCGGUAUCAUCCUACCUGAUUCGAGUGUGAAGGAACUCAACGAGGGCGUAGUCGUGGCUGUGGGUCCCGGUGCGUUGAACAAGGACGGUGCACGUCUACCUAUGGGUGUAACGACGGGAGACCGAGUAUUGAUCCCUCAAUUUGGAGGCACCCCUCUAAAGGCUGGUGACAAGGAGCUCUAUCUCUUCCGGGAAAGCGAGAUUCUCGCCAAAAUCAACGAAUAAAAAUCAUACCGAUAUUUAUGAUUCACGACCGACGGUGUACAAUACUACCCAUGUAAAACAAAGAGGCAUAUGAAAAGAGUUCAGGUCAAAAAUUGCAUAGCGCAAUGAAUACUUGACGAUUGGAGGGUGGUAAAACGUCAAUAGCUAGCUAUAUAGCAGUCCUUAGACGUAGCCUCAUGGUGUUGAGGUGUAAUUGAUCUCCACUCUUCCCUCCAAGAA
Messenger RNA from Hypoxylon trugodes, 674 nucleotides. Its product is annotated as GroES-like protein. Gene Ontology annotation, molecular function: metal ion binding; protein folding chaperone; ATP binding. The transcript is spliced from 4 exons. Lineage: Eukaryota; Fungi; Ascomycota; Sordariomycetes; Xylariales; Hypoxylaceae. The coding region runs from base 135 to 455 and encodes 106 amino acids. The record is from RefSeq and is a predicted model, not a curated record. Gene Ontology annotation, cellular component: mitochondrial matrix.